Messenger RNA from Rosa chinensis, 1947 nucleotides. RefSeq lists its product as uncharacterized. The transcript has 5 exons. Lineage: Eukaryota; Viridiplantae; Streptophyta; Magnoliopsida; Rosales; Rosaceae. Gene Ontology annotation, molecular function: zinc ion binding. Bases 1 to 1947 code for a protein of 648 amino acids. The record is from RefSeq and is a predicted model, not a curated record.
AUGGAGCGAGAUGGAGAUACUCUUUGUGUUCCUCCAUUGCGGAUUAUGGCUGAUCCUUUGGUUGCUAGGUGCAUUUACUCUGGCAAAGGUUAUAUGAUUCCUUUGAAUCAAUGUAUGGACUAUUCUGACUUGUAUGAAAACAUUUUCCGUACAUUCCAGUUUUUACCAAGUGAUGUUAUUGAGCUUCAGUAUUCAGUUAUCGCAUUUAAGACUGAAGUUCACAAGACGUAUUUGUCUGAUAAGUGGAGUUCUUAUAUUCAUCAUGUCGGGGAGAAGUUUCAUGGUGCAGCUGAGCUCCGUGAGAAGCUCAGGAAGUAUGCAAUUGCAGUGGGUUUUGAGUUUGUAUUUUUGAGAAAUGAUUUGGACCGUAUUCAUGCAGUCUGUACAAAUGUUGGAACCGAAGGUUAUGAUUGGCAUCUUCGCGCUCUUUCAUCAUCUGCCAAUGUGGUAGUUGGGACUCAAAAGCACAAGCUUUUGGGAUCUAAGGUUGACAAAACUUGCAUUGCUGCCGAUGUUAGCUAUAAUCUUUCAUUGAAGCCAAGGGAGAUUAUGAGUAAGUUCAAAUCAACAUAUGGGUUUGAUAUUUCCUACAAGGUUGCCUUGAAAGCAAAGCAUAGGGCUAAGGAAGUGAUUUAUGGUUUCAAUGCAGAUUCGUUCAAGAAGUUAUCUUGGUAUAAGGAAACUGUUUUGCAGAGUAACCCGGGCUCUUCUUUUGUGUUGGAAGUUGACACAUCUACUAAUUGUUUUCAGAGGCUUUUCGUAGCUUACGGAGGUUGUGUUGAAGGCUUCCAAUUGUGUUUGCCUGUGUUGUAUGUUGAUGGAACAUUCGGUAAAAGCAUUUACAAGGGUCAGAUUCUUUCUGCUACUGGACGGAAUGGAAAUCAAGGUUUCUACCCUCUAGUCAUAUGUUUUUGUGAUUUUGAGACAGAUGCAAAUUUGACAUUCUUUUUUAAGCAUUUGAAGAGUUUGCUUGAACCUCAAGGAAGAGCCAUCACAUUUAUUAGUGAUCGGGGUACUAGACUGUUGAGUGCUUUCGAUAAGGUAUUUGUUGGUCAUCCUCACCUAUUUUGUUACAAGCAUUUGGUGGCAAAUCUUGCUGGUAAAUAUAGGGGUAAAGGUGAUUCUGUCUUGAUAAAAGAUGUUAAGAAGAAGUUUGCUAAGGUUGCAUAUUCCUCUACUAAGAAGGAAUACCGUUUUAAUUUGUGGUUGCUUAGAGAAGUUGGUGGUGCCGAGAUUAUUGACCCUUUUCUUGCUGAAAUCCCUGUGGAAAAUUGGUGCCGCACAUUUUAUACUAGCUGCCGAUAUGGAAUUAUGGCUAAUGGGAUUGCUAAAUCAUUUAACUCUUGGAUUGCAAUUGAGCGUUUGAUGCCGGUCUAUUGUAUGUUGGAUCAUACUAGAAUAAAACAAAUGGAGCAGAUGGGUGAGAGGAGGGAUGAGGCACACCGUUGGACCACAGAACUAACUCCCAAAAUGGAGGAAAGGUUGAAGGUGCAGAUAAAGAAAUCUCGUCGUUUUAGUGUCCAUUAUUCUAGCCUUGGAGUUUACGAGGUUCGAUCUGACUUUUCUUAUGUAGUUAACAUUUUUGAUCAUUCAUGUUCAUGUGUGAAAUGGCAGAUCAAUUGUUUUCCUUGUCCUCACGGCCUUGCUGCAAUACAAGCUGCCUUUGAAAAUGUCUAUGAUUAUAUUGAUAAGUACUUUCAUGUUGAUAUGUUCAAGAAGAGCUACAGUUUUCCUAUCCGGUUGAUAACCAAUGUCAAUAUGUCUUCUUCUGAAUCUGCUACUGACUAUAUAUUACCUCCCCUUGCGAAGAGGCCACCUGGGAGGCCUAGGGUGAAGCGGUUCAAGUCUGUUGGAGAGGUUGAAAAGAAGCUGAUUCAUUGUGGCCGUUGCGGCAAAAUGGGCACUCAUAACAAGUUGAGCUGCACAGAACCUCUUGUCCAGCAGUAG